CCUCCCCAGCUUGGUGUGCGCCUCUUUCUUUUCUCGCCACUCUUCAUUCUUAUUUAUUCAUAUUUAUUUGGCUCCCGCUCUCUUUCUUCCCUUCCCUCCCUCCCUCCGGAUCCCUGCUCUUUCCCCGGAGUGGCUUGUCGGGGGCUCCGCCGCUGGCCAGGCGUGAUGUUGCACGUGGAGAUGUUGACGCUAGUGUUUCUGGUGCUCUGGAUGUGUGUGUUCAGCCAGGACCCGGGCUCCAAGGCCGUCGCCGACCGCUACGCCGUCUACUGGAACAGCAGCAACCCCAGAUUCCAGAGGGGUGACUACCACAUCGACGUCUGUAUCAAUGACUACCUGGAUGUUUUCUGCCCUCACUAUGAGGACUCGGUCCCAGAAGAUAAGACUGAGCGUUAUGUCCUCUACAUGGUGAACUUUGAUGGCUACAGUGCCUGCGACCAUACUUCCAAAGGGUUCAAGAGAUGGGAAUGUAACCGGCCUCACUCUCCAAAUGGACCACUGAAGUUCUCUGAAAAGUUCCAGCUCUUCACACCCUUUUCUCUAGGAUUUGAAUUCAGGCCAGGCCGGGAAUAUUUCUACAUCUCCUCUGCAAUCCCAGAUAAUGGAAGAAGGUCCUGUCUAAAGCUCAAAGUCUUUGUGAGACCAACAAAUAGCUGUAUGAAAACUAUAGGUGUUCAUGAUCGUGUUUUCGAUGUUAACGACAAAGUAGAAAAUUCAUUAGAACCAGCAGAUGACACCGUACAUGAGUCAGCCGAGCCAUCCCGCGGUGAGAACGCGGCACAGACACCAAGGAUACCCAGCCGCCUUUUGGCAAUCCUACUGUUCCUCCUGGCGAUGCUUUUGACGUUAUAGCACAGUCUCCUCCCAACACCUGUCACAGAAAACAUCAGGGUCUUGGAACACCAGAGAUCCACCUAACUGCUCAUCCUAAGAAGGGACUUGUUAUUGGUUUUUUGGCGGAUGUCAGAUUUUUGUUUUCUUUCUUUCAGCCUGAAUUCUAAGCAACAACUUGGGGCCAGGAGGGGCUAAAGUAGUGGCUGCUCCCCUGCCCCACCCCACCCCCAGCCCUUGCCCUUGCCUUUCUCUCACCCUUUCCAAAUUAAAUGGACUCCAGAUGAAAAUGCCAAAUUGUCACAGUGACACCAGUGGUCGUCAGCUCCUGUGCGUUCUCCUCUCAGAGCCCACUCCGCUGGCAGCCUGUGUCAGCGGUGCGUGGACAGGAAGAACAGUGGCAGAUGCGGCGAGGGCGGGCCAGGCCCGGGGGGUUUGCGCUCCCAUACAAUACUUAUGCCUUCUCGUUCAGGACUGCAAGCUGAUCGUGCCGGGCAUCGGGGCACCGUGUCGGGUCCAGAGUGGAGGUAUUAAGAAUAGAUACAAUAUUACACCCUUUCCUCCAGGAGUAUAUAAAUGAACAGGCUUCUAACAGGUUGAGACACUGGGGUUUUUUUGUUUUGUUUUGUUUUAAGAUGACUAUCUUAAAGCAUUCUUGACGGCAAAACUUGUGCUCCAUGAGAGAAGCCUUUUUUUCUAGAAAGCAGGUCGGGUGUGGGAAUGCUAGCACAGAGCAAGUGUGACGACAGAGAAAACUAGGUUUGGUGGGGGUGUGUAUGUGUGAGUGCCUCUAAUUAUUUUGGUGACUGGGCAAUGCACACCAGAUUUUUUUUUCCUUUGAAUACAGAUCACCAUGGUGCUACAAUUUUUUUUUUUAAGAAACUCAAAGAGGCAUUUUUAUGAAUAAAGUGACCUUCCCCAAGGCUGACAAGCCAGGGUUGAUGAGUGUAUAACGGAAUAGCUUUGGAUACUCCUCUGGGGGACAAUAUGUACCAAGGAAAGGAGGUCAGUGGCCAGAGGAGAUGGGAUUUGGCUUUGCUGGAGCGCCAGUGUGCUGUGGCCUUUCCCCGACCCCCACCCUAGCACCCACGUUUUGCUCCACACUCCACGUCUGCAGGGGUUCGGACACACGCCCCUGUCACCAGGAGAGUCAGUCAGCACUACCUGGGAGGGCUAAAGGGAAAUUUGGAAUAAAAAUUCCAAAGUUUGGAAUAAAAAAACUUCAAGUGUUGAUUUUAUAUUCUUUCCCUUUCUGACACAGCCUGAAGCGUAGGGGGAACACGUGUUUAAGAUGGAGGCCCAAAGACUUUAACAAAAUAUUUUUUUAAAAAUCCACUAGAAUAGAAAAUACAUUAUUUAGAUAUACUUUAUGCUGAGAGUGAGUAUAUAUGCUUGUCCUAUUUAAACUUGUGAGAAAAAAGUGGUAUCCCUGAUACAUUUAGAAAUAUAGGGGCUCUCUUGUUUCAUUGUGGGGGUGGGGCAGAGCGAGACUACCUGCACGAUGACCCUGUUGGAAGACCCAGCAUGGCCAACAAGGGACGUUUCCAGCGGAUUCCCAGGAAGUACAGCUUGGGGUCACUACUGGGGAGGCUGUCACAGCCUUUGAGCUCCAAAGCCUAGACCAGGGAAAGUGACCAACGAGAAGGAUGUUAGCCUUUUUACUACUGCUCGGCGUGGCACUAGAAACCCUGCCUUUCAAAACAAAACAAAAAUAAUAAAUGCCAUGAUUAUGUAACGUGAAAAGUUGGAAGCAGUCCAGCAAAAUAAGGCUUUUUAAAAAUAUGUAUUUGUCUUUUAAAAUGUCUAGAUGAAAAAAAGAGAGGGGUCACAGUAUGGACAGACUCUAUGAAUGGGAAUUUGCUACGAAUUGUGAGUAGUUAUGAAUUAGAAAAAUAUGUGAAUGAAAGGCAGCCGAAAAGGCACUUGCACCCUAGAGAGUUGUACACACGUUGAAAUGCAAUCUGGGCUUACCUGGUCCAUUUGGAAUGGAGGUUGCUGCCGGGUCUGUUCACACUUGGAGCCGUGGGAGUGGGGUGCUGGCCUCACAGACACCAUCCGGGCUGCUCCCCCGACAUCAGGAACUUCUCUGGAGUGGCAGAGUCUUGUCACAGAAGGCAGCCACCGUUUCACUGAAACGAAAGUUCACAACAUUGGAUUCUUUUUUUCCUUUGACUCUUUAUAUGCUCAGCGCUCUCAGUAAUACCCAGUGAUACUUCUUUUUAUUAAUUGUUACAGGCUUGUUGGUCCAGUGGUAUUCGAGUAGGGGUGGGGGGUACAUACCUUCUAAAAUGGAUCAAUAGUCAGAACCAAAAUAAUACUGCAUGUUCUAUAACCACAAGGAAAUCAAAUGAUCCUAUAAUGAUUCCAGUUAGUCAUAACUACAUUAGCAGUGCUAAUUUCAUUUUAGAAAUGGUGACUUCUGUGGUUUUGCUAGCAUUUGUCUCUAACAAAAGAUAAAAUAAUUACUCAUGGCCCUCCCUGCCAUUGUCUUUCCUUUUUCACAGUGAAAUUAGACCCCUUUACUUCAUCAUGCCACUACAAAUUAAGUUUAAAAAAGGAAAAAAAAAAAAAAGCAAGACUAUCCACACCAGUAGACAGUGUGCUUCUCUACCUUUAAGUGAUGUCAUUGUAGGUAACACUUGCCGCGGAGUUUCCAAGAAAAUGAAUUGGUAUGAAACAGUUUUCAUCUUGUCCAGAAAGGGCUGGUGGCCUUUUAUGGUGGUGUUACAACCCUCUGGGGGCUUAGGAAGAUGUCGAUGCAAUUUCGUAGCAGCUUUUAAUUCAAAAAACAACUCAAACGUCUGAAGGGCAGCCUUAGCCGCCUCUCAGCCCCAGAUAGUCAAACCCCAGCGACCUUGCCCCUGGUUGCCAAGGGCUUUGCAACAUGAAGCAGGGAAAUCAGGAUCUGUCUGUUUAGUGGAUACUGUGUAUCCUUUAAUAGACCAGGUAACAGUUCGUGUUAGUUUAGACUAUUGUUUUGUACUGUACUUUCUUGGGUGGCAGAGGAAAGAAAAGUAAAACAUUAAAAAAAAAAAACUGCGUUCUUUAAAUUCUGUAUUCUUAGCGACCUCUGUUGUAUAUAGUGUUUGAUAAUAAAGUAUUAAUUUGAUUCUUAUGUCUUUUGUAAGUGAGAACAAUAGUCUUUCAGGAUACAAAACAUGCAUUGAGGCUUUGAAACAUCCAAUGUAUAUGUGGCUAAGAAGAGUCACAAAUGGCAGAGACACUGCUCCAUAAAGGACUCAUGUGUGGUCAUCACCCGCUCAGUCGUAAGACUCCAUCAUCUCGGGACCUGGAACAACAUGACUUUUUUGAUCAAUAUUUUAUCCUCACCGUUUUCAAGGUCUGAUGUUGGAGCCCUGUGGUGUUCUUCCUCCCCCAGCAUGUUGGUUUAAAAGAGUUUAGGAAUUUAGUAACCGUUCUGGAUUUUGGUUCGGUUUUCUAUUCGUGGUGGUUUUCAUAGACUGUUUCGUUUUUCUACAGGAAGAGGUGCCAGUGUCACAGGCGGCCCAAGCAUGGGCAAGGUUUCAAGCCAGUCCAUUUAGAAAGGUUAAAUGGGAGCUGUUUCCCAGUGUCAUUGUGAAAGGAAGAGUCGCACAGUACCUGUAGAUUUUCAGGGACUUUGGUUUUCUCUGGUGCCUUAGCAACGGCAGCAGCCAUUUUUAUUAGUUUCUCCAAAAUUAAUAAAACAGUUUAAAUUUCCCUCCAUUCAUUGCUCUCAGAGCUGUGGUCAGUCGUUCUUUCUUUUGAAAACCACCUCCACCAACACCCCCGUCUGCCUACCACUACCACCCCCUCUUAUUUCUUAUGUUUAUUUUUUUGUCUCUUGCCUUCCGCCCACGUUUUGUUUUCCCUCAGAACCGUGAAUGGGCAGGUCUGUCUCUGGUUUGGCAUCACUGAGUUUUUCCCAUGCAUUUGCCCAAGAGCUGCUCGGAUGUGAGACAAGUCUCCCUACAAUGGGCUUGCUCCCAUUGUCUGUACAGUUUAAUAGAUGCUGGCAUGUCGGAGGUUACCCAUGAGUCAAAAUCCGCUUUCCACGCUUACUCUUGACACCCCAUUGAAGCCACUCAUUGUGUGUGCGUCUGGGUGUGAAGUCCAGCUCCGUGUGGUCCUGUGCUUGUACUGCCCUGCUUUGCAGUUCCUUUGCACUUACUCAUUGAGUGCUGUUUUGAAAUGCUGACAUUAUAUAAACGUAAAAGAAAAUGUAAAAAAAAAAAACCCACACACAAACCAACCCAUACAACCUGUAUUUGUAUAUACACGUGUCCGUACAAGUAUACCUUAAUAAAAAUUAAAGAUCUUCAUCAUUUUAA
Suricata suricatta (meerkat) is the source of this 5141-nucleotide messenger RNA. It is a transcript of the gene EFNA5, whose product is annotated as ephrin A5. The record is from RefSeq and is a predicted model, not a curated record. Gene Ontology annotation, cellular component: external side of plasma membrane; plasma membrane. The coding region runs from base 166 to 852 and encodes 228 amino acids. Gene Ontology annotation, molecular function: ephrin receptor binding. Gene Ontology annotation, biological process: regulation of actin cytoskeleton organization; regulation of cell-cell adhesion; ephrin receptor signaling pathway. The transcript is spliced from 5 exons. Lineage: Eukaryota; Metazoa; Chordata; Mammalia; Carnivora; Herpestidae.